GUUUAAGCAAAUAGAAUCCGACCUUUUCUCCAAGCAAACCCCAAAUUUCAAACAGCAAAAUCUGAGCCACCAGAGACGCAUAUAUAUACUUAAACUCCUGCUUUCAAUAUCCCUAAUGCUGACUCUCAAGGCCCUAAAUUUAUUUCUUGAACAUGGUAGGUUCUCUGCAAAGUCCCAACCCUAAAAAAGAAGAAAAAGAAUGCUCAAACGAUCUUUCUUUCUCAGUUUUAGGCCUUGAAGAUCUUUCUUUCUCAUGUAUAGACUCUUUUCUUGAUUUUGAUUACAUCGAGGAUUGGAUUGAGGAGAACCCAGAGCCAUAUAGUAAGAGUAUGGCUAAUGAUUUGGGAGAAAACUCCGUUGGUUUUAGCUCAGAAAAAGUUGCAUCUGAGAUGUUUGAUAAAAGUCUUGAAAUAGGUUCAGCUGGGUUAGUUGGUGAAGAGGGUGGAAGAAAGUUGGGAUCUUUGGGUCAAGAAAAGGUUGAAUUGGUAGGAGGUGAGAAGGGUAGUGAAACGGGUUGUCAAAGGUUUUGUGAUAAAAUUAAGGUUGAAGAGGGGAUAGAUGGGGUUGACGGUAUCAAGUCGGGAGGCCUGGGAUGUUCUAUUGAGGAAGAGAUGGGGAAAGUUAGUUUGGAGGCAGGUUGGAGCGAUCCAGAUUCUGUUUUUGGCGGUUUGACUGGUGUAAAGCAAGGUGGAGAGGGUUGUGACAAUGGAAAUAGUGAGGAUGAUUGUGGUUGUGAUGUGGUGAAAAGUGUUGAGGCAAACAUUAGUGGUACUGGUGGUAAGGAGAUCGGUGUUGUUGAAAAUUUUGGCGCGAAGACCACUAAAACAAGUGAGAUGAUGAAUGCAGAUAAUACUGAAGAAAAGAGUGGUAAGAAUGCGAGUGAAGGAGAUGAGAGUGAUAGUACUAGUGACUCAGAGGGUGAAAGUGACAGUGAAAUUGAAAGUUCAUCUUCAUCUUCCUCUUCCUCUUCCUCAUCAUCCGGGAGUAGUGAUGAUGAUGACGACGAUGAAGUCGAUGGCAAGGAGAAGUGGGGAAGUAGCAAAGAAAGAAAAGGACAAGAUAUAGAGAUGGAAGAGGGUGAGAUAGUCGCAUCUGACCCAGAAGAGAUGGUGGCCUGGAGCGGUGACGAUGAAUAUGACGAGGAUGAGGGUGGCAGUGGCGUUUCCACGUUGGGGCCUCCUAAGUCCAAAAAUGAACUCACGCUUCUUCCUCCAGUUCCUCCAGUGAAUGUGGCCCUACUACCACACCAUAAGAUCCAGCCAGUUGGAGUUGUUUUAUCGGUGUUGGGGGCUCAAGUCAUUGUAGAAGGGGUUGAAAAACAUAAUCCUCUCAAUGAGGGCUCUAUAUUGUGGAUUACAGAAAGCAGGUCCGCACUGGGGUUAGUGGAUGAAAUUUUUGGUCCAGUGAGGAAUCCUUACUACAUUGUUAGGUACAAUUUAGAAAGUGAAGUACCUGCUGGAAUCCGACCAGGCAUUUCAAUAUCUUUUGUUCCAGAAUUUGCAAAUCAUGUCCUCAAUGAUAAGAGUCUUUACUCAAAAGGAUAUGAUGCAUCAGGAGCAAAUGAUGAAGAAUUAUUUGAAGAAGAAGAAUUUUCAGAUGAUGAGAAGGAGGCUGAGCACAGAAAAAUGCAGAGGAACAAGAAAAGGGGCACCAAUGAUAAUAAAAUUGGAAACCUGAAAAAGGAUGAAAAGAGAUUUGGAAAUUGGUCUAGGAACUCGAAAUAUGAUUCUACAGUCAACAGACAUUUACCUAUGGAGGGAGCUAAGCGACAAGUUGACCACAGUAGCCAUCAUGUUCCCCCUGCUGUUGUAUCGCAGCAUCAAGGCAAUGGGUUACACUCCUUGAGCCUAGGACAAGGUUCAACUUGUCAACCUGGGCUGGCUCCUCCAUUUGUACAACUGGCAUCAACCGCUGGUUUUAGUGCGUUGUCUGGAGGGGCUAAUGGCAUUGCGUUCCAGCAGCCUCAAACUGUUGGCUUUCCUGGAUUACCAACAAAUGGCAUGCCAACAGUGAGAAAUCCUUAUUAUGUGGGAGGGUGCAACUCGGAAAAUGAGGCAGAGUAUGGUAAAACACUGAAAAAUGAGAAUAUGCGUAGAAAUGAUGACAAAUUCGAUAACCAGAAAAAGGAUCGAUUGCAAUUGGGAAAUUGGUCCGGGAAUUCGAGGAAAGAUCCUGCAGCUAACCCACAGGGAUCUCUGGAGAGAGGUAAACUACCAUUUGAUCACACCAAGCAUCAUGUGCCCCUUUUGGCUCAACCACCAGAUCAAGGCAAUGGGUCAUUCUCUGGUCUGGGACAAGGUUUGGCUUUUCAGCCUGGUUUGGGUUCUCCAUUUGUCCAACUUUCCUUGGGCUCUGGUUUUAGCGCAACUUCUGGUGGGGCAAAUGCAAUCCCAUUUCAGCAGCCUCUAAGUUUUGGCUUUCCUCAGUUACCCGUAAAUGUUAACCCAUGGGUGCAACAAAUUAAUCAGCUUCAUCAAAUGCCUUCGCAGAACAUAUUGUCGUUCCAACAGCAAAUUAAUGCUAGUCAAAAUUUGCCUUCUAACCUGGUUAUAUCAGGCAUGCAGUCAGGUUUUGGUGCAGAACCUUCAUGCUCGAGUCAAAAUGCAUUUAACCGUUUACCAUUUGGAGUGACUACACCAGGUCAACAGGCUUCCCUCCCCAUAAAUGUAGGAGAACAAGCAGUUCCAGCAAACAUGUCUCAGACAAUGCACAAUUAUGAACCACAGCAACUUGCAUCUUUUACUGGUAAACGGGACACGUACCGAAGCAUUAGUCAUGGUAAGCAUUAUCGUGGAGGUAGAAAACCAAAUCGUAGGGGUGGUGGUCAAUUUGGAGGUGGAAGGGGCAGGCAACAACAUGGCUAAGUUCAGUUCGUUGAUUGGUUUCAUGGCUUUGUGCAUUGGCUUAGUUAUUUAAUCUGUAUUAUGCAUGUUUCUGUGGAUGCUACUUGGUUAGGAAGUGUCAGCUUGGGUUCAUAGAGAACAUAGUCUUGCUUGCUAUGGCCGUAUGAUGGCGACCUCUGUGUUGUUUGUACAAUUUGUGCAACUUAGAAUCCAUUAGUACUUUAAUGACUCUCUCUAGCCGUGGACUUGCUGCCCUUGUGAAUGUGUACAAGUAAUAGCAGAUUGACUUUGAAUUAUCUUUU
This is a messenger RNA of Coffea eugenioides, 3145 nucleotides long. RefSeq lists its product as uncharacterized. The record is from RefSeq and is a predicted model, not a curated record. Gene Ontology annotation, biological process: box H/ACA snoRNP assembly; pseudouridine synthesis; ribosome biogenesis. Lineage: Eukaryota; Viridiplantae; Streptophyta; Magnoliopsida; Gentianales; Rubiaceae. The transcript is spliced from 3 exons. Gene Ontology annotation, molecular function: RNA binding. Bases 153 to 2864 code for a protein of 903 amino acids. Gene Ontology annotation, cellular component: sno(s)RNA-containing ribonucleoprotein complex.